This is a messenger RNA of Tinamus guttatus (white-throated tinamou), 1264 nucleotides long. The record is from RefSeq and is a predicted model, not a curated record. Lineage: Eukaryota; Metazoa; Chordata; Aves; Tinamiformes; Tinamidae.
AUGUCCCAAAUCGACAGCGCCAAGAAGAAGAAGAUGGCAGACAAAAUCCUACCUCAGCGGAUUCGUGAGCUGGUCCCCGAGUCCCAAGCCUACAUGGACCUGCUGGCCUUUGAAAGGAAACUGGACCAGACGAUCAUGCGGAAGCGCCUGGAUAUCCAGGAGGCCCUGAAGCGACCCAUUAAGCAAAAGCGAAAGCUACGUAUUUUUAUCUCCAAUACGUUCAAUCCAGCCAAGUCGGACGCGGAGGAUGGUGAAGGAACGGUUGCAUCGUGGGAGCUGCGGGUGGAAGGUCGACUGCUGGAGGACUCUGCUUUGUCUAAAUACGAUGCCACCAAACAGAAAAGAAAGUUCUCGUCCUUCUUUAAAUCCCUGGUCAUUGAACUUGAUAAAGACCUGUACGGCCCCGACAAUCACCUGGUAGAGUGGCACAGGACGGCGACAACCCAGGAGACGGACGGCUUCCAGGUGAAGCGGCCGGGCGACGUCAACGUUCGCUGCACGGUCCUCCUGAUGCUUGACUAUCAGCCUCCCCAGUUCAAGCUGGAUCCGCGCCUGGCCCGUCUCCUGGGGAUCCACACCCAGACGCGCCCCGUGAUCAUCCAGGCACUGUGGCAGUACAUUAAGACCCACAAGCUGCAGGACCCCCACGAGCGAGAGUUCGUCAUCUGUGACAAGUACCUGCAGCAGAUAUUUGAAUCUCAGCGGAUGAAGUUCUCUGAAAUCCCUCAGCGGCUCCACGCGUUGCUUAUGCCCCCAGAACCCAUCAUCAUUAACCACGUGAUCAGUGUUGACCCAAACGACCAGAAGAAAACGGCCUGCUAUGACAUUGAUGUGGAGGUGGAUGAUACCUUGAAGACUCAGAUGAAUUCCUUCCUGCUCUCUACAGCCAGUCAACAGGAAAUUGCUGCUUUGGAUAACAAGAUUCAUGAAACAAUAGAAACAAUUAACCAGCUGAAGACGCAGCGGGAAUUCAUGCUGAGCUUCGCCCGAGACCCUCAGGGCUUCAUCAACGACUGGCUGCAGUCCCAGUGCCGGGAUCUGAAGACGAUGACUGAUGUCGUGGGGAACCCCGAGGAGGAGCGCAGAGCCGAGUUCUACUUCCAGCCGUGGGCGCAGGAAGCUGUAUGCAGAUACUUCUACUCCAAGGUGCAGCAGCGGCGGCAGGAGCUGGAGCAGGCCCUGGGAAUCCGUAACACAUAGGCUGCUUCCUCCCUGGCCAGAAGGCGCCUCAGCUGCGUGUGGAGACGGAGAGCUGCAGAGGAUG